AACAAGUCGACCCAAUAGCCACUGUAUCGCCUCUCUUGCUUCGAGACCAGCGUUUUUCAAAUUUGGAGGUAUGGCACCUUCCAUGCAUGACCCACGGGUCGAGUUCGAAUCAAGAUUCGGAAUCACCGAUCUGGAUGCCUUGCCAGAUACAUACGGCUGGCCCAGAGAGAAUGCGGAUGGAUAUAGGAUAAAAGAGCAACUAUGCGGGACCGAACGCCCCAUGCGCAUCGUCCAUAUUGGUUGCGGAGCGUCAGCUAUCGCACUGGCAAAGUUUCUACCUGAGAUGUUGAAUAAUGUCUCUUUCACCUGCUACGACAAGAAUGAGGAGAUUGGAGGAACGUGGUGGGAAAACAAAUACCCGGGAAUAGCGUGUGAUAUUCCAUCUGCCAAUUAUCAGUUCACAUGGGCUAGAAAUCCAAACUGGUCGCAGUUCUAUUCGUCUGGCACAGAGAUCUGGCAAUAUCUCAAAGACGUUGUCGUUCGAUAUGACCUGGACAAAUACAUGAAACUGAAUCAUCUUAUCACUGGGACGUACUGGGAUGACGAGACUGGUUUAUGGAAGGUCCACAUCGAGGACCUUAUUAGCGGCGCCAAAUUCAUUGAUCAUGCCGAAGUUCUGAUAAACGGGAGUGGUUUACUCAAUAACUGGAAGUGGCCGGAUAUCGACGGCUUGCACAGCUUUCAGGGUAAGAUAUGUCACACUGCAAACUACGACACUAGCAUCGACCUGCAUGGUAAACGCGUAGCAGUGAUCGGAGUCGGUAGCAGUGGUAUUCAAGUGACAGCAACCAUUGCUCCCCAGGUUGGUCAUCUCUAUACCUGGAUCAGGUCACCUACAUGGGUCACGGCAGGAUUUGCUCAGAAAUUUGCGGGUCCUGAUGGUGGGAACUUUGCCUACACGGCUGAGCAGAAGAAAUCCUUCACCGAAAACCCAACCGAAUACGUCAAAUACUGCAAAACAAUAGAAGACGAGCUGAACCAACGCUUCAAAUUCAUUCUGGCCGGGACACCAGAGGCUGAGGAAGCCAAAGCAUUUUCACGGAAUCAAAUGGAGGAAAGACUCAAAGGAAGACGUGACCUGAUAGACAAGCUAAUUCCGACCACGUUCGGAGUGGGAUGCAGGCGUCCAACGCCAGGACCAGGUUUCCUUGAAGCUCUGACAAUGCCCCAUGUAACGACUUUUACUCAGGACCUGCAACAAAUCACCCCCAAAGGGUUUUUGGACCACCAGGGCGUGGAGCACGACGUUGACGUAAUAAUCUGCGCUACUGGGUUCGACACGACGUGGAUCCCUCGUUUUCCUAUUGUUGGAAAAACUGAAACAAAUCUACAAGAUUCGCUCAAGGGAAAACCGAUCUCGUACCUUGGUGUCGCAUUCCCGGACAUACCUAACUAUUGGACUGGUGUGGGCCCAUAUGGACCCCUUGGUCAUGGCUCAUUUUUCCCGAUUGUUGAGAUGGUCUAUCGACAAUUCCUUACAAUUGUCAAAAAGAUGCAGACCGAGAACAUUAAGAGUAUCACUCCGCGCCAUGAAGUCUGCGAUGCUUUUGCAGCCCACGCAGAUGUCUUUUUGAAACGAACUGCCUGGUCCGGUGAUUGCCGAAGCUGGUUUAAGCAAGGCAGACGCGAUGGACCAUUGGCAAUGUUUCCUGGCACCCGACUGACGUACUUCACUUUGAUGGAGAAACCGAGGUAUGAGGAUUAUAGGAUCGAAUAUCAAAGCGGCAACCCUUUCGGGUUCUUAGGGAAUGGCUUCUCCACCAGAGAGUACAACGGUAGCGACCUCUCUUGGUACUUGGGCGAUGGUUUGACGCCUGGCGGUGUUCUCCCUCCGGCAGACCCCACGACGCGGGUUAGUUUUAAGGGAGUUGUGGCUCUGUAGAAGAUCGAUGCAGCAUUGGUCUGUUAGAGACAAAUAGAUGCCUGGUUCGCCUGUCUCUGUGUGUGU
Messenger RNA from Exophiala viscosa, 1948 nucleotides. RefSeq lists its product as uncharacterized. Gene Ontology annotation, molecular function: flavin adenine dinucleotide binding; NADP binding; N,N-dimethylaniline monooxygenase activity. Lineage: Eukaryota; Fungi; Ascomycota; Eurotiomycetes; Chaetothyriales; Herpotrichiellaceae. The record is from RefSeq and is a predicted model, not a curated record. The coding region runs from base 71 to 1882 and encodes 603 amino acids. The transcript has 9 exons.